GUGCUAUUUGAACUUUAGACUUUAUGGAGGGGAGGGUUUGUUCGUCGGACAUGGCCCCUGUGAUGAAAACACACUCGAAUAGUUUCGGUUAGUUCACAGAAAACAUUUUCUGCUUCUCAGAAAAGAUAAACUGAGAGAAACCAAGCAUUCAAUGGUUUUUGGAGCUCUAUAACCCGCAGGAAAUCAUUUGGUUGAGACUAGACAUCUUGGAUUAGGAACGAGUGAGUCUACUUUGAAGAGCUGUGAGGACAACAGGUGAUCCGGGUGGUUUACCUGAGAAACAGAUUUGAACAUUUCAUAGCCUAGAGAAGACGGUUUUCUCUGGUUAUGUAAGCCUCUUUAAUGUGGAUCUUAUCUAAGUAAAUCACUUCCCAGGGAUUCGACGGGAUGUAUGAGGGGCCCAUCAGCUCUGAGGAACAUUUUAAUGACUCUGUGGAAGAAGCGGCACUGCCCUCAGAAGAACCAAAGGACUCAGACUGUGAGGCUUCAGGCAACAAUUUAAGUAAUGCAUUUUCACUUAAAAGCAGACUAACAAGUCAGCUCCGCUCAAAUCUUGAGGAGCGAUUGUCAAGACAUGGUACUCGACCCGUUUCUCCUGCGUUUAGCGCCUCCUUGCGCAGAUCCAGAUUUCAGAAACAGCUGGAGGAAUCGGGCAGCAGCGCCUGCCGCAGACUGUCAGUGGACGCGUCCGAGAAGGGCUCCCUCACACCCGCUAUGCGAAAGAAGUAUUUGAAAGAGUUGUUUCUGAAUAAUAAAUCUGGAUUGUCAUACAUUUUAUCAUCCAAAGACGAGCCGUCAGAGUUGGAGGGAGCUCAGUACGGAGACACUUUGAACAGCAGCGCGCUCUGCGCUUUGGAUCCUAUGGAGCACGCCUGGAUGCUUUCAGUUGUGGAUGGAAAUUAUGACAUUAUGCUGGAAUUUCUCUCUGUAGAUCCCAGUUUAUUGAGCAGAAAAGACUUUAUCAGUGGUUUUACGGCUCUCCACUGGUUGGCCAAAAAUGGAAAGGACGAGACACUGAUUCAGCUUCUCAGUCAUGCAGAAAAAGAGGGGCUCUCAGUGAAUGUGAACUUGAGAGGCAGUGGAGGUCUGACACCUCUUCAUGUGGCUGCCAUGCAUAACCAGUACACGGUCGUGAAGGCUUUGGUUGGUGCAUUCAGUGCUGAUAUAGAUGUCAUGGACUACAGCGGGAAAAGAGCAUGGCAGUAUCUCAAAGACAACGCACCGAGAGAAAUGAUGGAUCUUCUGGGGGCUUGGGAUGAUGAACACUCUGUAGGGUACUUGAAUGUGAAUAACAGUGCGAGUCAAGCACAGCCAGCUGAGGAUCAUGCUCAAGAGAGUAGAGUUGAGGUGGAUAGUUCAGGAGUCACACAGCAGCGAUUCUCAUUUAAGAGGCUGUUAUACAAUAUUGGUCUCCUUGAAAAGAUCUGAGACGUUACCAAAAUUAUGUCUUUAGGUAAUUACUUGAAAUUUGCUCCUUUAUCAGUAAUAAAACUUGUAUAUUUAAUAAUGUGGGAAUUGCUGAAUUGUAUAACAGUGCUGUGUAUUAUAUGAACCUUUUUAAUAAA
Molecule: messenger RNA, 1565 nt
Organism: Carassius gibelio (silver crucian carp)
Lineage: Eukaryota; Metazoa; Chordata; Actinopteri; Cypriniformes; Cyprinidae
Product: ankyrin repeat domain-containing protein SOWAHD
Exons: 2
Coding region: 388-1428 (346 amino acids)
Molecular function (GO): protein binding
Source: RefSeq, a predicted model, not a curated record